AUGCUUCGAUCUCUAGGCUCCCACUCAUCUACCUCUAGUCUCGGCGAAUAUCUGCUCGAUCUUCCUCCUGGACCAUAUCAUACCUCUGACGACUUGUCCGACAACGGAAGCUCAAUCCAACUCCUCGAUCAAAUUCCUGAACAUCUCCAGAAAAACACCAAUGAGGACAAUCCUAUCAUGGUGGACUCAUCGGACGAUGAGGAUCAAGCUGGACCGUCGGAUCAAGCUCGCAUCGUUAAGAAACGAUAUCGUGACGCGCUGACAGACGAAGAUCAACCUCCUUUCUCUCGUUCAAGAAGAAGCUCGUACCGAUCCCACAAGAAGAGAAGGAAGUUGAAAGACAUUGCACCUUUUCCACCAACCCCUAAGCUAGCUGAAAAACUCUUCCAUCCACCUUCACCUAUAGCCGGUCCUUCACGCUCGCCAUCAACUCCCCGGUCGUACAGAGUAGAAGAUCAUCUUUCUCACGUUCUGGAGGUCCUCCCUGACAUAGAUUGCGAAUGGGCUAUGGAAAGAAUCGAAGAAGAGAUGGCAAUCAAAAAGAAUGAUGAUCCACUUAACAGAGUCGUAGAGAUUGCUCUAGAAAUGGAAGGUGGUUAUCCCAAGAUUAAGCUUUUGGACAGAGGGAGAGGAAUGGGGAAGGAAGAAAAGUCACUGGUCAUGGAAGGAUCAAAAGAGCGAUAUAAGAGCUUGGUAUACAAGAAGAUCGAACGAUCUGGUCAUGAAUACCAUCAACAGUGUAUAGCUCAGUUGGAAGAGGAUUUUCCGCUCAUUCCAGCUCACCAUAUCCGAAAUACCCUUUACUCUCUAGACGUUCUGUACGUUCCCACUUACUUCCGUCUUCUUGAAAACUCCCGACUGCCAACCAGACCGUACAUAGAGUUGAAGCGCCAAAGGAUGCAAAGGAAGGGUAAAAACAGACUUAUAGCUGGCAGUCAAGAAGGCGGUGCGGAUUCCGAUGCUCGCGCAAGCGACGGAGCAGAUGAUAGUUUGACAGCUUUCGAAGAUGAAUUGGUAUGGCUGCAAAUCACUCUGGCCGAGGAGAAGGUCGAUAUGGAUGCUGCCGAAGCCAAGAGGCUCGCUCUUCAAGAACCCAUGGAGGGUGGCGAAGGCAUCGAAUGUGGGUGUUGCUUCACUGAGACGUUGAUGGAAGACAUGGCUCAAUGCAUAGAAGGUCACUUGUUCUGUCGGGAGUGUACAACGACUCAUGCCGAAACAAAACUCGGCGAACAGUCUACUACGAUAAACUGCAUGGACAUGUCUGCUUGUUCUUCUCCCUUUCCAGACUCAGAACUUACCCGAAUUCUAUCUGUGAAGUCGUUGAAGCUUUAUCACCGACUAAAACAGUCGAAGGAACUCGAACAAGCGGGAAUUGAAGGGCUCGAGAGCUGUCCCAAUUGUCCGUAUGCUGCUGUGAUGGAGAACCCAGACGAGAAGCUAUUCACCUGCAUGAAUGAAGAGUGCGGGCAGAUCACAUGCAGAGGAUGUAAAAAGAGAGAGCACAUACCCAGAACCUGCGCUGAGGUGGAAGCGGACUUAAAGUUGAACAACCGUCAUACGGUUGAAGAUGCCAUGUCAGAAGCUCUGAUUCGUAAAUGUCCCACAUGCUCCAAGCCGUAUAUUAAGGACUCAGGCUGUAAUAAGAUCAUGUGCACCAAGUGUUCAACGUACUCAUGCUAUAUCUGCCAGAAAGCGAUUACAGGAUAUGACCACUUCGAUCAGAAUCCGGAAAGAGCGCAUAAUGAUGAAGCUGCCCGAGCAGCGAGAGAUGCGGCUGCCGCUCGAGUUCUAGCUGUCGCUCAAGAAAACGGUGUAGCGCUCAAUGCUGAAGAUAUCCAUAUUCCAUUACCUGAUCCACCGGCCGCAUCGGGUAUAGCAGGAGGAGCCAUUGACAUGGCUAGAUUGCCACCAUAUAUCGCACCUAUUCCUGACAGAUACCUCGCCCGUCAUAUGAAUGACAUGCAGCGUAUCAUGCAUCGAGCGGCGGUCGCGAAAAUGGAUGCAGCUAUACAACAACGAAUGGUGCAAAGGCAACAACACAAUAAUCUACAACAACGGCAACAAUAUCAGCUACAGCCCGGUUUCAAUCAAAAUCAUCAACCUCCGAUCCCACCUGAGAAUAUCGCUGCGUAUCAAAACAGGGUGGUACUCCCAUUACCCGCUCGAGCUUUACGGCUACCUCCUCCCCAAGCUCAGAAUGAUGCGCAGGCCCGAGCUGGGUUUGAACUUAGACGAAUAAACUUACUGGAAAAUGAAGCUGAAGAAGCGGAAGUUUUUGCGGCUCAAUUGAGGAUACCGCAACGUCCACCUCCGCUGUUCCCUCCCCAAUUAGGCUUACCUCCUCAAGCUCUUGAUCGGAUGUUGGUUCCCCCUCAAAGACUGGCAGCGCCAGAUCCUGUUCAUUUGCUUAAUCAUCUCAAUCGACAGUACGGACAGUAA
Molecule: messenger RNA, 2439 nt
Organism: Kwoniella shivajii
Lineage: Eukaryota; Fungi; Basidiomycota; Tremellomycetes; Tremellales; Cryptococcaceae
Exons: 14
Coding region: 1-2439 (812 amino acids)
Biological process (GO): proteasome-mediated ubiquitin-dependent protein catabolic process; protein linear polyubiquitination
Cellular component (GO): ubiquitin ligase complex
Molecular function (GO): ubiquitin-protein transferase activity; zinc ion binding; ubiquitin binding
Source: RefSeq, a predicted model, not a curated record